Molecule: messenger RNA, 3618 nt
Organism: Volvox carteri f. nagariensis
Lineage: Eukaryota; Viridiplantae; Chlorophyta; Chlorophyceae; Chlamydomonadales; Volvocaceae
Exons: 19
Coding region: 1-3618 (1205 amino acids)
Biological process (GO): ubiquitin-dependent protein catabolic process; protein ubiquitination
Cellular component (GO): nucleus
Molecular function (GO): zinc ion binding; ubiquitin protein ligase activity
Source: RefSeq, a predicted model, not a curated record
AUGUCUAGCGCAACAGCGCACCUUGUACCUAUUUCAGCCCACGUGUCGUCAUCAGUCUGCGUCGCUACCCAAGCGUGCUUUCCGCCCAUUAACUUUAUCUAUGGCCACUUCCACAAUUCUAUUCGGGCCGAACUCCAUCUCCUGGCGGAUAGGGUUCGGUCCUUGGAGGUCCCGGCUGAAGGCGUGGAGUUAAUGCUCAGCGACCUGCGCGAGCGCUACAAGUUUCUUGAGCAAGUUUAUAAGUAUCAUAGCACAGUGGAGGAUGAGGUGUUAUACCCAGCGCUGGAUGCCAAGGUCCGGAAUGUCACCCUGGCUUACAGCAUUGAACACCAGGAUGAGGAGAUUCUCUUUGAGCAGCUAAGUCAGCUGCUAACAACCGCUCUUGAGGAGUCCGAGAGCAAACGGAAGGGAACAAUAAGGGCGCUGAUCUGCAAGGUCGAAGAGAUCCACACGACGCUCAGGAAGCACUUGGCAAAGGAGGAGGAGCAGCUAUUGCCGCUUUUGCUGCAGCACUUCUCGUUUGCUGAACAGGCAGAGUUGGUCGCACAAUUUCUCUACAGCAUUCCCCUCGAGACUGUGGAGCGAGUAUUGUCACAGCUGAAGCCCCGCAUCCCUAGGGACGAGCAAGAGCACCUUCUAGUCGAAAUCAGGAACGUUAUACCCGACAACCUACUUUCCCAGCUUCUGAUGACUUGGCUGCGGCCUGCGGCGGAAAUGAACCUGCCGCAUACGAACGUUAGCAGACAGGAACGGCCUGCAGACUUCGUUUGCUGUGGCAAUCGGAGCGCUUGCAUGUACAUGUCCUCCUCUCGCGCCCUUCCAGCCGCCAUGAUGCCUGACAGUGACCGUGCUACAAAUACAUCUCACCCAGCGAGCAGCAGCAGCAGCAGCGGUGCCGCACGUCGCGCACCUCUGCAAGAUAUUAUACAUUUUCACCGCAUCAUCUGUUCUUCGCUCGCUGAUUUCGCCCGGGAGGCACGUGCAUUGCAGCUAGGACGGGACGUCACGGCCGCGCACCUGUCGGCACUGCUGGAGCGCCACCGCUUCCUGCGCUCCGUGUACGUGUUUCAUUCCAUCAGCGAGGAAGAGGUGCUGUUUCCAGAGGUGCAGCGCCUGGCGGCAAAUGUGGGCGGCCGGGCAGCGCAUCAGUGCGAGAAGGACCACCAGGCGGAGCUGUCCAGCUUUGAGGAUCUGGGACGCAUGCUGGCGGACGUGCGCUCCUUCGCCAGGCGCGGCCGCAAGGUUGCCUCUAUGCUGGAGAAGCUGUGCUGUAGCGCGGAGGCUGUCCACGCGUCCAUUCAGCAUCACAUGCAGCGCGAGGAGACGGAUGUGUUUCCGCUGCUUGAGAUGCACCUGUGCGAGGCGCAGCAGAGGAUGCUGGUGUACCGCACCAUCCGUGCAAUGCCGCUGCGGCUGCUGGAGAGGGUGAUGCCCUGGGUCGUGAGCGGCCUGGACGACGUCGCUGCGGCUUCGCUGCUUUCCAACAUCCGGCUGGGGGCCCCCCCCGGUGACUUGCCCUUGGUGGAGCUGCUGUCGCGCUGGGCGCGACGCGGCCGGCCAAGCACGGUACCGCUGGGGGCCCCGGAGACAGGGCCACGCGCAUGUAUUGGCCCACUGGCGGCUCCAGGGGAAAAGAGGACAGCGGCUGCUGGUGCUGGGGCGUGCGGCAUGGAAUGCGAUUCGUACGGGACGUACGGCCUUGCCGAGAUGGAGCUGAGCACUGCACCACGGGCGCUGUUGCGGAAUCAAAGGCGCGAAUCCCAGGACGGACCGACAGUUGGCGCCACACCCCCUUCUGGUGCGUGUUGUGUGUCCAAGCAGCGUAAAUUGGACGAUGGUCAGGUCGCCGGAGGUCAAUGCGAUUGCGCCUGCGACGACGGGGCGGGCCGCGGCGGGAGUGGAGGCGGCUACAACCCGAUUGAUCACAUAUUCCAGUUCCAUAAGGCCCUUCGCCAGGAGCUGAAGCAGAUGGAAGCUGAUGCGAUGCGCCUCGAGCACUUGGUGCUGGCGUGGGGCAUCUACCGGGCCCACAGCAAGUCCGAGGACGAGAUCGUGUUCCCCGCGCUGGAGGCCAAACAGGCUUUGCGCAAUGUCAGCCACGCCUACACGCUAGAUCACAGGCAGGAGGAGCAGCUUCUCCCUGACGCCAUGCCGCCCGACAAAUCUCCCACUUCAACCAACAUUGCCUUCUACCACUCCAAUGGCCCCUCCUCACGCCGUCAGGCCAUUGACCAGUUCCGCGCGGUGGACCUGCUGAAGCCCGGCCACGAGGAGGAGCUGUCCCGGCAAGUGAUGGGCGUACGGCGCAUGUGUGCCGCCAUCCGGGCCUCCCUGGAGACCCACAUCAGGUCGGAGGAGAGUGAGCUGUGGCCACUUUUCACGGAACAUUUUAGCCGCGAGGAGCAGCAGUACCUGGUCGGGGUCAUCAUUGGCCGCACGGGCGCGCAGGUGCUGCAGGCGCUGCUGCCCUGGGUGUCAGAGACGUUCAGCGAGGAGGAGCGCGAUGCGAUGAUGGACUCUCUGCGCGCAGCUACCCGCAACACCAUGUUCGACCAGUGGCUGGAGGCGGUACAGGGGGGCGCGGGGGCGGACGGGUCGAGCGCAGGGGGCCCCUCCAACGCGCCCUCUGCCGGGACAAGCAGCCACGGCCAGGGAGCUGUGGCGGACAACACGUCUUUCCGCCCUGGCUGGGAGGACAUCUUCCGGAUGAACCAGCAGCAGCUCGAGGCGGCUAUCCACAGGGUGUCCAAUGACCCGUCCCUGGAGCCCGAGCGCAAGGCAUACCUCAUGCAAAACAUCAUGGUGUCAAAGUACAUCGUUGCACAGCAGCGCAGGAUGGCAAAAUGUCCGGCUGUGGACGCCAUUAUCCACCGCACGUGUCACGAUGCUGCGGCCGGCAUCCUGGGCUGCCAGCACUACCAGCGAAAAUGCCAGCUUGUCGCGCCCUGCUGCGGGAAGAUCUUCACUUGCCGGUUGUGCCAUGAUGCGGCGUCCGACCAUCGAAUGGACCGCUAUGCCGUCACCGAGAUGCGCUGCAUGAUGUGCGGCACACGGCAGCCGGUUGGGGCCGUCUGCCGCUGCUGUAGCACAACAAUGGCGCGUUACGUGUGCAACAUUUGCCACCUUUUUGAUGACGAGCCGGGCAAGGAUAUCUACCACUGCCCCUUCUGUAACGUCUGCCGGCGCGGGCGCGGGCUUGGCGUGGACUUCUUUCACUGCAUGAACUGCAACGCCUGCAUGAGCCUAACGCUGUUCAGCAGCCAUAAAUGCCGCGAGAAGUGCAUUGAGGGCAACUGCCCCGUCUGCCAUGAGGCGCUGUUUGAUAGCAGCCAGCCAAUCAAGGAGCUGCCUUGCGGGCACUUUAUGCACAGCAGCUGCUUUCUCACGUACACUCGAUACAACUACACCUGCCCACUGUGCUGCAAGUCCGUCGGCGACAUGUCGGUGUACUUUCAGAUGUUGGACUCGCUGCUGGCUUCGGAGAGGCUGCCGCCAGAGUACUCAGGCCGCAUGCAGCAGGUGCUCUGCAACGACUGCGGCAAGAUGGGCUUUGCGCCUUUCCAUUUCGUGUACCAUUCCUGUCCGCAUUGCCGCUCCUACAACACACGCGUGUUGUAA